Corylus avellana is the source of this 1462-nucleotide messenger RNA. RefSeq names its product zinc ion binding protein. The record is from RefSeq and is a predicted model, not a curated record. Gene Ontology annotation, biological process: mitotic sister chromatid cohesion; maintenance of mitotic sister chromatid cohesion. Gene Ontology annotation, cellular component: chromatin; chromosome, centromeric region; Ctf18 RFC-like complex. NCBI's taxonomy places the organism in Eukaryota, Viridiplantae, Streptophyta, Magnoliopsida, Fagales, Betulaceae.
CACCUCGCACUCUCUGAAGCCCUCACCAGAGUCACCAGCCAAAGCAUCCAAAACGGCGACGUUCUUCGACAAAUCUCUGAAACUAUACACUGGGCAAAGUUAUCAAUAGAGAGCGGAUGGAGCAACCACGGCCAGGUCGUAGAGGAGCAGAAGCAGUUCUGAAUCUCCAACCCAGCUCUUCAAUUUCUAUUGCCUAUCACCCUCUCUUUGGUCCUCAUGAUGAUCUGAUCCUCCUUGAGCUUGAUGAGAAACUUGUCCCAGAUGUUCUCCAACAAAGGAUAACCUUAAGAGGACAGCCUGAUGAAGAUGCAGUUCUCUGCACUGGGUCAAAAACUUAUGCUGUGAAGUUUGUUGGGACUUCCAAUUCAGUAUUGCUUAUACCCCCUUCAGAUCAAUCAGAAUUUUGUGAAGAUUCUUUAGAUUGUGAUGGGAAAGAUGAUGGCGAACGAGGAGUUGUGUCUGUCAUCAAAGUUGCACCUGGUAGCAUGGAGCUUGUGGAAGUUGCUCCAAGACUUGACAAACUUAAAUUGCUUCUCUCUGUGAGUCCUUACAGGUUUGGGGAAGAGAUUGAAAUGGAGGAUUUGGAGGAGACAGAGAAAAGUAAUAGAGGGCUGUAUAAAUGGGACGAUCUUGUUCAAGAGGUUCAAGCUAGUGACGAUGAAUUAAGGUCUGGAUUACAGGCUCUUUCAGCGGUGGAGAUUGGUAGUUAUUGGAGAAUUGUCGAUGAGAAGUACAUGGACACAAUUCUGAGGAUGCUUUUACAUAAUUCAGUAUUAAAUGAUUGGUCACUUGAUGCACUUAAUGAGGAUGAAGUAGUGGGAGUGCUGGAAUCUGAUGGGUUUCCUCAAAAACUUGCACGGCAUUGUUUGGAUGUCUAUGGUAGUAAGGUGGAUGAGAGUGUGGGCAGCCAUGUGUGGAGGUUGGAUGAGAGGCGGGUAUGUGUGCAUUUUGCAAGAGAAAUUCUGAAAGAAGGGAAGAAGAAAACUGAGAGUUUCAUGGCAGAGUGGCUGCAAAAGAUUCCGGAAGGGAUGCGCGCAAGCUUUGAUAUGUUGGAAGGUGAAAUUUUGACAGAGAGGUUUGGUGUUGAGACAUGGGUUCGCCCCUUUAGCGUGUCUUCUCUGCCAUCUUCACCGGCCGAGCGAUUCUCCAUCCUUUUCAGAGAGCGGCCGAAAUGGGAGUGGAAGGAUUUGCAGCCAUACAUAAGGGAUCUGAAUGUACCUGGUCUUUCUUCGGAAGGUUUGCUCCUAAAAUACACUCGAAGAACACAGCCAACCAUGGAUGCGGAACCUGUUUUAAGUGCAAGAUAGUUUGGACAUCUAUCUCACUAGGUAUUUUCAGGUGUCAAUGUGUUUACCCUCUGUUGUUCCAAUAGGUUUGUGAAGAAAUGCACUUGGAGUAAAACUUAUUGAAGUUGUGCUCUUGUUAAUAUAGAUUAUAUCUAUAUGAUUCCAGCUAUUGUGUA